This is a messenger RNA of Phoenix dactylifera (date palm), 1886 nucleotides long. RefSeq names its product DNA polymerase delta small subunit (gene POLD2). Gene Ontology annotation, biological process: DNA strand elongation involved in DNA replication; DNA replication. Gene Ontology annotation, molecular function: DNA binding. Gene Ontology annotation, cellular component: delta DNA polymerase complex. NCBI's taxonomy places the organism in Eukaryota, Viridiplantae, Streptophyta, Magnoliopsida, Arecales, Arecaceae. The record is from RefSeq and is a predicted model, not a curated record.
UCGAGGCCUUCUUGACCUGAAUUUUUUGUAUAAAUACCUCCGUGAGCCGAAGGCGGACGGCAGGAGGGAAUUCCAAAAUCCACAUCUUUUCCCGCCAUGGAAGACGCAGAGAUGGGAGACGGAAGCCCGAAGCACUUCGAUAGGAAGCAGGCCGUCUAUCAAAACCUUGACGAGAGGUAUGUGAUCCAUGGAGAGAGGUAUAGAGGGCAGCAAUACAGCCAAAUCUACUUCACUCGCCUCCAUCACAUGAGGAAUCUCCUCAACUCCCUUGUCCCCAAGUGGAAGCCUCACCUCCCUGUUCAUACUAUUUUAGGACUUGAAGAAGGCAAAGAGUGCAUUAUAAUUGGAACUAUGUACAAGCAUAUGAAACUCAAGUCUUCUAUUCUUGAUGAGUACUCUAAGGAGAGGUCUACGGUUCCUCUUGUCAAGCCUCAUAAUUUUAUGCAUCCUGAUGAUCAUCUUAUUUUGGAAGAUGAGAGUGGAAGGGUUAAACUAGCUGGAACUUUCCUUGCCCCUUCGGUUUAUGUGACAGGGAUUGUAGUCGCUCUUCAUGGUAAAGAAACAAGUGAUGGUGAUUUUUUUGUUCAAGAUGUUCUGGAAGCUGGUCUACCACCCCAAAUUGAGCAACCACUUGACUUAAGAGAAGACAAACAUGUGGUUUUCAUCUCAGGAUUGAGUGUUGGGAGUAGCAUGUUCAAUCCUCUUCAAUUCCAACUUCUCGUUGACCAUAUAACCGGGCAUUUGGGUGAUGAAAAUGAGCAAAGCAUUGCAUCUCAAAUAGUUCGUGUUGUAAUUGCUGGGAAUUCUGUACAAAUAUCACAGGGCAUUCUUAGUGGUCAGACAUUAGCUCCCAAGGAUCAGUCUAGGCUAACAGAACCAAUCAAAGAGUUUGAUAUAUCAUUGAUUCAGCUUGCAGCUGCUAUGCCUGUGGAUAUCAUGCCAGGGCCUAGUGAUCCAGCUAAUUUUUCCUUGCCCCAGCAGCCUUUGCAUAGGUGUCUUUUUCCAGGAGCAUCAGUCUAUAACACUUUCCUCUCAUGUACAAAUCCUCAUCAAUUUGAACUGGAUGAUGUUCUGUUUCUUGGGACAUCUGGUCAGAACAUAGAUGAUCUUAGUAAGUAUUCUGAUGCCAAAGACAAGCUUGAAUUUAUGGAAAGAACAUUAAAAUGGAGGCAUCUGGCACCAACAGCUCCAAACACACUUGGAUGUUAUCCCUAUACUGACAAGGACCCUUUCCUCAUUGAGAGCUGUCCACAUGUAUACUUUGUUGGCAAUCAGGAUAAAUAUGAAACCCGUUUAUUACAAGGACCUGAGAAGCAACUGCUAAGGCUAAUCUGCAUUCCCAGAUUUUGUGAGACUGGAGUUGCUGUUGUGCUUAAUUUGCGAACUCUUGAAUGCCAUGCUCUCAGUAUCUCAACGAAGUUGGACAGCUAAGUUGGCAUGUGUGCUAUAUUUGGAGCAGCAUAGGAGCUAGUUGUCUCCUACCCACAUUAUGGCUAACUUAAUCACAGAUUUUGAGGGGCAUGCUAUGAUCCUGACAUCAUUGAAAUCCUUGUGAAAGAUUUACCUUGCGUUCAAUCUAAACAGAGGAAUUAACGAGGAUUGCACUCAUUUGCAGACUGUAAAAUUUGCUCCAUGUCUAAUCCAAUAUAUAGUGUAUUAGAGCUUCCCUUUGCUCAUAGACCAGAACCACUUUCGUUACCAAUUUGCUGUAACCCUCUCCUUUGUCAGUGCCUAUAUUAAUUUAUGCCAGUUGAAUCUUGGCUCUUUUUUUUUUGGGCGUAGUGUUGAACCUUGCAUCUUGUCAACUGUACAAUAAUUGAGUCCAUGGAAUCAGUUAACUGCCUAUUUAUAUUUGAAUUCAUUAACAUCUUUUGGUGUUUCUCCAA